AUAAACAUCCAUCACGACGCCUACGUCGUGCACAAGCACCGUUGACAGCUCUUUCAGGACGCUUGCCAUACCUUACCUACCAGCCUCGAACCAUUCGGCCUCCCAUCUGCUAGAAGUAGCGGAUCUCGAACAAUAAAUCAUCUUCAAUAUGGUAGCCGCAGUACGACGAAGAAAGUUGAUCGGCCAUCGCCGCCGGGUCGAGGAUGAGGGAGAGGAAGAUGGAGGACCUGACCAGCUCGAUAUUGACGAUGACUCGCUGACCGAUGGAUCCAUGGCCUCCGAGGAUCCCGAUCCAGCUAACGACAGCGAUACUAGCAAUGUUGAUGAGGCUUCACCGACAACACCGGCGGCUCCGAAGAUAACUGGUCAAACAGCUAUUGGUAAUGGCAAUGGCCAUGUGAAGAGAACGCAUACUAGGCCUUCCGGCACCGUACCCAUAAAAACCACCAGAAAGUCGGGUACAAACGCUGUGGCUGACACCGAGUUUAUGCUAAGCAACUUGAAUAUAUCGGGCGAAGCUGCUCCAGUGCAGGAAUUGAACUUCGAGGAUGCCAUAGAAACCUCUUCGAAAACCGCGGCCCCUAUAGUAGUUAGCUCGAACUCCGCCACUGCCACUGGUACGAACACAGACCAUCCACCUGACGUUUCAACUGAUCGGCGACGAAAGGAACAUGAUGAGUACAGGCGAAAGCGAGACGAGGAUCCGUCUUUCGUUCCUAACCGAGGGGCCUUCUUCAUGCAUGACCACAGACAUGCCGGUCCUUCUGCCAACGGCUUUCGCCCGUUUGGAAGAGGCUCGCGAGGUCGUGGUCGUGGUGGCAUAGGGGCCCCUUUUGCUCCAAUCAAUCAUCAACUCCAUAGUGCGGUUGACCCUACGACUAAUGGCCCAUGGGCUCAUGAUAUGCAUGACAUGGUCUCUCAAUCCAUACAUGCCCGGCAACCACGAGCGUCGUUUACCGAUGAUGGCCCGCCAAACGGUGACGGUUUUAUUCCCACUUGUCCCCCGAGCAGCACGCCGAUCAACCGGACGAUGGCUACGGAGAAGCAUGUUGGAAAUGUACAGAUCAGAGUUUAUAUCCCAGGGAUCAAGGAGCAUAUUAUUUUUCCGGGCGUACAGAUCAGGCAAUACACAAAAUUACCGGACCAUCGACCACCAUUAAGACGCGACAAGCCAGUUCGCAUCUCAUUGCCCAACUUCUCGCCUCGGUACAUUUUCCCAGCCACAGACAGGUCCUUUAUUUUCAUACCCCGAGCGAUGCGUCCUAACCAACGAUUACGGGGAAAGCCUAGAUCUGGUCUUGGAUCCAUUGGGGGAUAUUCCAGAAGGACGAGCGUGUUUGGAGGAAGUGUGUACGCUGGCAGUGCGUAUACACCCAGUGUCGCCCUCAGCCGUCGGUCUUCCAUCGCCCCUGACUUGGGCAGGGAUUUCCUUGUUUCUCCGACUGGUUCUGCCAUGUCUCGACCACCGAUGCCUUACGACGCUGCUCGACCCGUUGUCAGGCUUCCCCCACAAGGCCGCACAGAGCAGCAGCUUUCUGCUGUUGACGGUGCUCCAGCAGAUGGAUCCGCCGGGGCUGGGCAGCCUAUUAAUGAAUUUCCUGUAUCCCAACCAUACCAUUCCUCCCAGAAGCCGGCUUUCCAGGAAAAUCGGCCAGUGCCUAUCCCCAUGCAUCAGCCUCGCCCGCAGAAAACGGUGUCGGUAGCCGGCAUCGAGUCCCCUGAAUUCCAACAGAACUCCUCCCAACCGUACCAACAGGCCUUUCAUCAGCAGGUCCCUGUCCAAGUGUCCACCACCCUAAGCCAGGAAUCUCACGCCCGUCAUUCAUCGUACCAAUCUCAGCACUCAACCGGCACCCCACUCUCCCAGAUUCCCGAACGCGCCAUCCAUGCCGCCCCCUUCCAACCAACCCAGUUCUCCCAGCAGACCUACUAUCAGCCGUACCAGAUGAUGCAACCUCAACAAGGUUAUUAUUACCCUUCGGCUCCCUAUCCUGGCGCAUUGGGACCAUCCGCUACCACGCCUACGUUCGUACCCGCAGCACAGCAACCCCAACCUCAACCUCAAAGCGAGGGACCUACCAGCCAACCGAACGGACAGGGCACGCCUGGUUCCAACUUGGUUGCUCAGGAGGUCAAUGGCAUGGUUUAUUAUUACGAUGCCUCUCAGCUACCACCAGUAGCUACAUACACUCCUUAUCCGGCGCCACAAGGUUAUCCGGUGCCUGGCGGCGUGGUUGGCAUGAACGGAAUGGUUACCCCGAGCCCAGACGGCUAUUAUUAUCCUCCAUCGGGGCCUGGUGUUGUCUACUACCCGCAAUAAGACGUCGCCGGAUGGUGCCCUAUAUCUUUGUUGUGAUGGCCUAGAUAAAAAGGAGGGAUGCGUGCGAGCAGACAUUGCCAUACCAACGAGGUUAGGUAUAUUCGGCAUGAUCGCUUGGACCAUCGAACUGGCGACGCGACUUGGGGCUCUCUUACUACUUCAGUUGGUGGAUUAUGGUUGGCAUUUUUGCAAGACUAGGUAUCUAUUGU
Hypoxylon fragiforme is the source of this 2529-nucleotide messenger RNA. Its product is annotated as CASC3/Barentsz eIF4AIII binding-domain-containing protein. The transcript is spliced from 2 exons. Bases 149 to 2320 code for a protein of 723 amino acids. Gene Ontology annotation, cellular component: exon-exon junction complex. Gene Ontology annotation, molecular function: mRNA binding. Gene Ontology annotation, biological process: mRNA processing. NCBI's taxonomy places the organism in Eukaryota, Fungi, Ascomycota, Sordariomycetes, Xylariales, Hypoxylaceae. The record is from RefSeq and is a predicted model, not a curated record.